AUCUCAUCAUGAGUAAAUGUGAUGCAGGCUUGGACGACUCGUCAUUUUUUGCAGCGGAGGCCACCAUCUUCAUCCUUUUACGCACCACGUUCAUGUUGAGCGACUCAACGUCCAUUCACCCAUUCAUCCAGCUCGCUGCGGACAGUGCUGCUUCACCUGCGGCAUGUAACCCGGGUUAUUUUCCAGUUUAGCUCGGUGUCUGCUGCGUCUAACACACACACACACCACAGCCAUGGAGAAGCAGUGAGGUCUGGAUCGGAUCCACCGCCCUCCUCCUCCUCCUCCUCCUCCAGACCGCCGGGGGAGACACGGAACUCCACGCCGCCUGGAGAAAGCCAAGGUCGGGGAGGAGAGUGUGGAAAUGCUCGGUGUCUCCGGAUCUGGACGAGCUGCCUUUGCCGUCAUGUGAACGCGGACGGGGCGCGUCAACCUGCCGGGGACGAUGGUUGUGGUAAAACCAUGCGGCUGGACAGUGCGCCAUAGCCUCUGCUGUCCCCUGCCUCCCACCUGAUCGUCCUCCUGUCCUCCAGCUCUCCUGUCCGCCUCCUCCGUCCCCCCCCCCCAUUCCUCUCUCCUCCUCUCGUCCACCAUGACGACCACACUGGAGACGCUGCUGACGGAGCAGGAGCAGUGGCCUGAGCGGCUGAGUGGCUGCGAGGACUUUAGCGGCCGCUACAAGGUGGUCCCCUCCGUCGUCUGCUCCAUGUGCUGUCUCUUCGGCAUCAUUUACUGCUUCUUUGGCUACCGCUGCUUCAAAGCGGUGAUGUUCCUCACGGGCCUGAUGUUCGGCUCCAUCGUCAUCUUUAUGCUCUGCUACAAGGAGCGCGUGCUGGACACCCAGCUGAGCGUGGAGGCCUCGGUGGGCAUCGGCCUGGGCAUCGGCACGCUCUGCGGCCUGGUCACCAUGCUGGUUCGCAGCGUGGGUCUCUUCAUGGUGGGCCUGCUGCUCGGGCUGCUGGUCGCCGUGGCCACCCUGGUGGGUAUGGAGGAGCUGUCCGACAGCCCGCCGCGCUCCGUCUGGGUGCCCCUGGGCGUGCUGCUUGGCCUGGGCAUGCUGUUCGCCGUGCUCACGCUGCAGUGGCAGCGCCUCUUCACCACGCUGUCCACGGCGGUGUUCGGCGCCGCGGUCAUCACUGUGGCCCUGGACUACUUCGUGGAGCUCUUCGCCCUCGUGCUGUACAUGUAUGAGCGAUUGAAGGCGGCGCCCGGCAAACCCGUGUGCUGGCUGACGUGGGUGGUGCUCGGAGUGUGGCCCGCACUCACCCUGCUGGGCGUCAUUGUCCAGUGGAAGGUGACCGCUGAGGGAUACUCCCACACAAAGGUGAUCAUCAGCCGGCAGCAGAGGCGGAUGCAGGUGAUGCGGAUACGUCAGCGGGACGACCGCUACCGCAGCAAGAAGAAGAGGAAGCAGCAGCAGCAGCAGCAGCAGCAGCACGGCUCCGCCUCCUCGUCCCACCAUCACCACCUGGCCAAGCAGCUCACCGACCCCGCCUACCGCCGCAAGCCCAUCCCCAUCCGCCGCUACGACACGGACGUCCUCUCGCCGAGCUACAUCCAGAGUUUCCGAGAGCGGCAGGUGCAGGUGCAGGCGCAGCCUUUCCCCGGACGGUCGGUCGGGGGCCCUCACGAGGUGGUGGAUAUGGGCUAUGACUGCAGCUCCACGACGCCCCUCAGUGGAGCAGCAGGACCUUCGCUACGGGUCUGACCGCUCGUCCACCUCACAGAGGCCUGAACAUGCCACAGAACCAGGGAGACGGGACUCUGAAACCACUGUCCCAAACACACUGGGUUUAGCCUCGCCCCAUAAGAGGAUGAUAAUAUGUUUAGGGCUGGGUUCAUCCAAAAAAAAUUGACUUGUUUAACCAUUUUACUAAUAAAAAAUGUUAGGUUUAUAAAGAGCCACUCUCCUCGCGGAGACCUGCUGGAGCUGUCAGUGUGGUGCGGAGGUUUUGGUCUUCAGACCUCUUUUCACUGUCUCUCAGAAGAUUCAAAUGCACAAAACGCAUGCAUGCACUUACACAAAAACAAACAAACACACACACACACACACACCGCAACUACACUCGGAACGGAGCCUGCUGCACGUGGUUUUUGACCUGUACGUCACCAUCUCAGGUCGAAACCAGAUCAGGGAUUUUAGAGUUUGAGUGCAAACCUCGCCUCAGGUUUCAAACAACAACUGGGCAAAGUGUGAAGAAUUUAAAGUAGAAGUUUGCCCAGGCCUUGUUUCAGCGUGCUGUUUCUACUGCUGCCGUCAUUUUUCCAGCUGAUGCUGCAGCCUCAGCCCGUCAUUGGCCUCUUGAAGCCUGAUAAAGAUUAUCCAUAAAGGGAAGUAAAGAUGCAAACGGGGAUCCUUUUUGUUUGCUUUCUGUGCCAUCUGGACUAAAAGGAAAACCCUUUUGUCACUACUGGUGCUGGAUGAUACCGCAACUUCAAACUUCCUCUUCUUUCCCCUGAGGGCUGGGGAAUCUGUUUAAACAGGUGCCUUUGCCCCUCCUUGGACUGUACCAUCUGUAGGAGGGGAUUACUGGAAGAUCUCCCAUUGAUGGCUAUUUUUGUUCUUUUUCAUUAAAUGUGAUCACAGAAUUUUUUUUUUAUUUUCAAAUUCAGGUCACAUUCAUGCCCCAUUCAGGGGCAGGGGGUUGGGGGGCAACAAGCAGGGUAGAAAAUACAGAAAAGCAAAUGUUAUACUGGCACCUCCUUGAGAUUUCACUGCACAAAAAACAUUUUUAUUGUAUUGUGUUACAUUUUUACUCUGAGAGAUUAUUCACUCUGCCGAUCGGAGCGGUCGUAUAUGUUUUUAUCGCAUAUUUGUAAAUUGAUUUAUUUCCUCUGUCAGUCACUGUGUCUCUGAAACAAUCUGAUAUAUAGAUCUAAUGAAAUGAUAUAAUAUAUUUAAAGGGGUGUUUUAUGUCAAAAAAGAAGAAAUACAGUCCAAUCCUCAUGUUAUAUCACGAUUACACACUCCUGUGUUUCAGAAACGAAGGAGUUCCUCCUCUAAUUGCAUUUCCAUUUUUCCCCACCAUCUUUUGUCAUUUGAAACUUUGCGUCUCAGUAACAUCAGCGUCUGCUUUUUGGUUUUUUUUGGUUUUAUUGCUAUUGUGUCGCCAAAAAAACGUCCAAAACAACAACCUUAACGAGAGAGAGUGAGCGUGCCGAGGUGUCAGUGUAAAUAAAACUCAGAGAGUCGGAUUUAAAAAGGAAAAAAGUGGACUAGUGGCCAUACCAACUUGUACUUGGACUCCUCCAAUCAUGUGCAUUGAUAUUCCUCUUUUGGACAAACAGUGAAAAUGUGAAUACUUCUUAUUAUUAUCGCCUUUUACCUUUUUGUUGGUUUUUUUUUGAGGGAAAUGAGGAUUUUUAACUUUGUCUGUGGGAAAGAGAAAUGCAUGAUCCCACUGAUCCUUCCUGCCCCCCGAUCGACCGUCGGUGGAGUCGUGUUUCCUCUCCCUUCACCCCUUCAUGUGCAUUGAUGUGAAACUUGUACAUAACUCAGCACUUAAUGUUUUUUUUCAAAUCAUUUUAUCUUUUUUUUUUCUAAUUGAACUGAGAAAUGAUCUCUUUUUUUCCCAGUGUAUUUAUUGUCUGAUUUAUUUAUUUACUUCAGUCAAGGAGAGUGCAAUGUCACCACUGUAGGCCAGUAACGCCAUGCUUUUCUUUCUUUUCCUUUUCUUUUUUUUACAUGGACUAUUGCGACUAUGAUUAUUAAAGCAUGUGUUCCUAUGGGCCUGUAUACGA
Messenger RNA from Solea senegalensis (Senegalese sole), 3738 nucleotides. It is a transcript of the gene tmem198ab, whose product is annotated as transmembrane protein 198b. Bases 590 to 1705 code for a protein of 371 amino acids. The record is from RefSeq and is a predicted model, not a curated record. NCBI's taxonomy places the organism in Eukaryota, Metazoa, Chordata, Actinopteri, Pleuronectiformes, Soleidae. The transcript is spliced from 5 exons. Gene Ontology annotation, biological process: positive regulation of canonical Wnt signaling pathway. Gene Ontology annotation, cellular component: plasma membrane; cytoplasmic vesicle.